This is a messenger RNA of Dermacentor silvarum, 1570 nucleotides long. RefSeq lists its product as uncharacterized. The transcript is spliced from 3 exons. The record is from RefSeq and is a predicted model, not a curated record. Lineage: Eukaryota; Metazoa; Arthropoda; Arachnida; Ixodida; Ixodidae. The coding region runs from base 111 to 1502 and encodes 463 amino acids.
ACAGUCCAAGGCCAAUCAUGAAAGGCCUUCAUAUGUAAGAAAAAGGUUUGGCUUCUCUCUUCACCGACCAGUGAGCGCAGCGGCGCCGCAGGAGACACCAGCUCCCGAAGAUGCGGAGCGCAAUACUGUUGCUGUUUUGCGUGGCCACCGCCUAUGGUCAACAGAAAGGUGGCGUUCAAGGAAAGCUUAAUCUUGGAGGACCAUCAGGGCCCGGAGGACCCGGCCCCUCAUUGAGCGGCCUCAGCGCACCUGGCGGUGGACCAAAUGGCAUAGGAGGACCGGGGCCAAAUAGCCUUGGAAGACAGCCUGGCUUCGGAGAAGGAGCAGAAGGUGGACCAGGUGCAACUUUAGGAGGAGCAGGCGUUGGACCGAGUCUGCCUGCUGGAAGUGGAAUAGGACCAGGAGGUCCGAUGGGUGGUUCAGGACCAUCAGAGGUCUUCGGAGAGGGCCCCGAAGGUGAAAUUGCAGGUGGUGGAGGCAUCGUAGGAUUCAGUACCGAGCACGGAGGGCUGGACCUGUUCACUCUGCUACUCCGCCAGAUCUUCUUGGCUUACGGGGCAGACCCGCUGAAGCUUCCCGAAAUGACCCUGCCAUUUAACAGUAUCUUGCGCAUGUCGGGCACCGUGCGUACCUUCAACUCGUUCGUGUACGGCCUCUCCCACGUGAAGCGCACGGGUCCUUGCUUCGUGACGGCUGACCAGAGUGGCAUGCGUCUCGGCCUCGACCUGGGCAUCACGGACGUGUUCGGAAACUCAUCGGCCACCGUGACGAUGAACAGGAGGAACAUCCAAAAGCAGCUCGUGCACUUCACUGUAGUUGUCAAGAAAGCCAGGGCCAUCCUUGAAAUAGCGCAAACGGGUCCCCAUGAGAUCCACGUGACAAACUUCAAGAUCCUAUUUCUUCAAGGCUUCAGGCUAUUCCUCAGACCACAUGAGCCGUCCAGAAAGCCACUAUUCCGCACCUUCCUGCGCGCUGCACAGUCGUUCCUCGAGCGGUCAGUCAAGAAGCGCCUCGAACCCCUGGUGCGCAAGGCCGUCGACGAUCAGAUUAAGCAGGUUCUCGCCUACCUGAAUCGCCAGGCGCAACUCAGGCCUAAGCCACGGCUGCCGGCCGAGCUCUUCACGGGUGCAGUAGAUACUGUCCUGGGCGGCGGCGCCCCUGGCGGGGCAUUUCCCUCGGGAGGACCCUCUGGCGUCGGACCAGGCGUCGGAGUAUCAGGUGUGGGACCGCUUGGACCAGCAGGUGCCGGCCCAUCAUCUGCGGGCGGCAUGCUACCGUCAGGAGGGCCGUCAAACGCAGGUGGUGGUGUCGGUCCAUCACUCUCAGGGCCUAUGAGUGGCGGUCCGUCAGGGCCUAUGAGUGGCCCCUCCGGACCAGGAAUCGGGCCUGGAAAUUCACUAGCCGCAGGUGGCGAUAUGACAUCCUCACUUUCUGGCUCGCUAGGCAGAGGCCCUGGCGCAUCUGGAGGCACCCAACUGAAACUCCUAUCUACCAAAGGCUAGUAAAUGCGACGACCACGGAUCACUCGACAAAUCUUUCAUUUUUGGGGGGAAUAAAACCUACCACUCGA